Parastagonospora nodorum SN15 is the source of this 1018-nucleotide messenger RNA. RefSeq lists its product as hypothetical. Gene Ontology annotation, molecular function: hydrolase activity. The transcript is spliced from 2 exons. Bases 109 to 858 code for a protein of 249 amino acids. The record is from RefSeq and is a predicted model, not a curated record. NCBI's taxonomy places the organism in Eukaryota, Fungi, Ascomycota, Dothideomycetes, Pleosporales, Phaeosphaeriaceae.
CCCACUUACCAUCUCUACCACUCUUCUCUGCCUCCUCUGCACCGUCAAUUGACAUCACUGUACCAAACAAACACCCCACCAACCUACAUUCCCCCACCGACCGCAACCAUGGGCAAGGCGAAGUACAUCAUGCUCGACUGCGACAACACGCUUGUCCAGUCGGAGCGUUUCGCCUUUGAGGCGUGCGCCGACCUCACCAACAUUGUCAUGGAGAAGCACAACAUCAAGGAGCGCUACACAGCCGACUCGCUGCUCGAGGACUUUGUUGGCCACAACUUCCGUGGCAUGCUCAAGGGCCUCCAGAAGAAGCACAACUUCACCAUGGCCGACGACGAGAUGGACGACUUUGUCCAGCAGGAGCUCGGCGCCGUCACCCGCAAGCUAAGCGAGAAGGCGGUCGAGUGCCCUGGUGUCACCGCGGAGCUUAACAAGCUGAAGGAGCAGGGCUACCCAAUGUCCGUUGUCAGCACCUCCGCCAAGAGCCGUGUCGUUGCUUCCAUCGAGAAGGCCGGCAUCGCCCACUUCUUCCCCCCAGAGCACGUCUACUCGGCUGCCACCUCCCUGAGCCCUCCCAGCUCCAAGCCUGACCCCGCCAUCUACCUCUACGCGGCUGAGCAGCUCCAUGUCAAGCCUUCUGAGGCUAUCACCGUCGAGGACAGCAAGAGCGGUGCCACUGCUGCCAUGCGCGCUGGCAUCCCCUGCAUCGGUUACGUCGGCAUCUACGGCAUCGAGGAGGGCAAGGAGAAGAUGGAGCAGAUGGCCAAGCUUCUCACCGAGGAGACCAAGUGUGCUGCCAUCAUGUACGACUGGAAGGAGUUCCAGGACUGCCUGAAGAAGGUUGAGGCCACCAUGUCCUAGAUGGCUACUGACAGUCUGUUGAGACUCUCGGGGACGGACAUUUGACGAGCUUGCUUGCGGCAGCGGUAAGCAUAACGAGACAUGUGGAACGACCUAUACAAUGGCAUGAGUAAGCAGAUAGAAACUAGAAUCAAAUCCUUCUGGCCCUGUCCGAUCACAA